AUGGCGCACUAUCCGCAGCCGUCGUCGCUGGAGGCGGCGCUGCCGCUGCUCAGCCGGCCGGACCUGCGGCUGCGGCAGCUGCUCGGCGAGCAGCUCGUCGCGCUCGUUCGCCGCGAGCCGGAGAUCACGCAUGAUCUCGCUGCGCAGCUUGUAGACGCGCUUAUCACUUGGCUGAACGGCGGUAACUUUAAGAUUGCGCAGAACGGGCUUGAGGUGCUGGCAGCACUGGCGGAGCGCAUGGGACCAGAAUUCUCAAACUUUGUGCCUACAGUCUUACCUCACAUAAUCGACAGGCUAGCGGACACGAAGGAGUGCGUGCGCGCGGCGGCUCGCACGUGCGUGUCGGCGCUGGGCGAGAGCCGGGCGGCGGCGCCGCGCACGCUGCUGGCGCGCCUCACGCCCGCGCUGCAGCACAAGGCGGCGCACACGCGCGAGGAGGCGCUGCGCUGCAUCGGCGCGCUGCUGCACACGCACGGUGCUGCGGAGCUGCAACUGCGCGGCGCGGUACCGAACCUGGCUGCGCUAGUGGGCGAUCCCAGCAGCGCCGUGCGUGACGCUGCGAUGCAGCUGCUGCUCGACGUCUACCGGCACGUCGGCGAACGACUACGACAAGAUUUGAAAAAGAAGGAACUUCUACCGGCGCAGAAGCUGGCAUUACUCGAACAGAAAUUUGACGAAGCAAGGGAGGCUGGACUUUUGUUACCGACUGCGAACCAAGGCGUGGACGAGGCGGACUUCGUGUGGCGCACGGUGAAGAAGACCAUGAGCAUCCCCACGUCGGCGCGCCGCGACGCCGACAGCUCGGGCGCCUCCACGCCCGCGUGUGAACCACCAAAGAAGACUGUUGCAGGCUUGUAUAGCAUGCCAUCGGCCAACAGGAAACCCCCACCGCCUGCAAAAUUACCUAGUGCUGGAGUAGUGUCGGGCGUGGGUGGCGGAUUGGGCGAGGCAGGCGCGGUGUCGAGCGAGGCGUUCGAGGCGGCGUUCGCGUCGUGCGCGCCCGCCGCGGUGUACGGCGCGCGCGGCCUCGACGACCUGUGCCGCCACGCCGCCGCGCUGCUCGGCGACCGCGCCGCCGACUGGGAGCGCCGCGUCGACGCGUUAAAGAAAAUUCGUUCGCUUCUGGCCGCGAACGCUCACGUUCAGUACCCGACGGAGUUCGCAGCUCAUCUCAAAGACCUUUCAGUGCCUUUUCUAGUCGUGAUCAAAGAUCUGAGGAGCCAGGUUUUCCGAGAAGCGUGUAUAACUAUAGCUCACAUGGCCAAAGUAUUGAAGAAUAAACUUGAGCAGUUCAGUCUGUACAUAUUGCAGGAGCUCAUCAACUUAAUACAGAAUGCAGCUAAGGUGGUGUCCUCAGCGGGUACGGUAUGCGUACGUUACAUCGUGACUUACGUGCACUCGCCCCGUCUCAUUCCAGUCAUAGCCACGAAUCUUACUACCAACAAGUCCAAGGAGAUCCGAUCUACGCUCAGCGAGGUGCUGGUGCUGGUGCUGGAGCGGUGGAGCGGCGGCGCGCUGGAGAAGCAGCAGGCGGCCGUGCGCGACGCCAUCCGCCGCGCCUGCGCCGACGCCGACAGUGUCGCCCGCACCAACGCGCGCAGAGCGUAUUGGGCAUACAAACGUCACUUCCCAGAGGAUGCGGAGCAACUGUUCGCUCGUCUGGACCCCGGAGCACAAAAGCAGAUCGAACGUGAGAGGAUCGGCAGUGUGGAUAGCUUGCAACAUAUCGGCACGGAAAGGAGAGCACUAACCAGUCCGAGAAGUCCGUCGGCGAGCGUUUCAGCUUCAACGGAAAACCUUGUAUCCGGUGUGAGUAGGAGCAACUCACUUCGACGACGCCGCGCUUCACAAGAGAGGCCUCCGAUAUCACACAUUCCUGUAGCAAUGAGAGAGCGGUCCCCCAGCGGGUCGGGCGGUGCGGGCGGCGCGGGCGCGGCGCGCAGCGUGUCGGCGCUGGACGCGGCGGCGGCGCAGCGCGCCCGCGCGCGCGCGCUCUACUCGCAUAUGACGCGCGCCAAGCUCACCGCCGGCACCGCCAGCCUGCCGCGUGCCAAGAGGUCGCCAGUGAGUGCGGCGGUGCCUCCUAGCCCAGAGCGAAGCGUCACCCGUUCACGUUCACGUCCAGGAGUCUCGCAGUCGCAACCGACGUCGCGGUCGUCGUCGCCGUCGUCGCGCAGCGGGCCGCUGUCGCUGUCGACGCGGCGCCGCCCGUCCGGCAUCCCGCGCUCGCUGGCCGGCAGCCGCGAGACCAGCCCCACCAGGAGCGGUCGGUCGAACAGCGUGGUGGGCGCGGGCGGCGUGCGGCGGCGCGAGUCGGCGGAGCGCAGCGCGCGCGCGCCCGCCGCCACGCUGCGCCUGCUGCAGCAGUCCAGGGACGCGGAGGCCACGCUGCGGAGCCCUGACGACAGUUCAGCGUGUGAUGAUCGUCGUCGGGACGAUGAUUCUGAAGCUUCCAGUGUUUGCUCAGAAAGGAGCUUAGACUCUUACAGAAGGCAUGACAGCGCGUCGUGGGCGCGACUGGGGUGGGAGGGCUCGCCACCGCCGCCCCCGCCGCCGCCGCCGGCCGACGAGAUCAUCGCGCUGUGCGCCUGCACGCACUGGACCGAGCGCAAGGACGGCCUCACCCACCUCGCAAACUAUCUGAACAGCGGACGUCUUUUAACGGAGGACCAACUCCGGCGUUUGACCGAGCUGCUCAACAAGAUGUUUGUGGACGCGCACACGAAAGUGUUCUCGUUAUUGUUGGAUGCAGUGUGCGAGCUCCUACUUGUACACUGCCACCAGUUGAAGGACUGGCUUUAUCAGUUAAUGUUUAGACUGUUAAUGAAACUUGGGACGGAUAUUUUAGGCUCCGUACAGAGCAAGAUCAUGAAGACGCUGGAUGUCAUACACGAAUACUUUCCCGCUGAGUUACAAUUACAUAAUAUAUUUAGGUUCCUGGCGGACGGCGCGGCGGCGCCCACCGGCAAGAGCAAGGCGGCGGCGCUGCGCUUCCUGGCGGACCUGGCGCACGACUACUGCACGCCCAACAGCCUGGCCGUCGCGCUGCACGGUGGAGGUAGCGGUGCAGCCGGUCGAGCGCUGUGCAAGGUGGCGGCGCUGGCGGGCGAGCCGCGCGCCGCCGACCUGCGCACCGCCGCGCGCCGCGCGCUCGCCGCGCUCUACGAUUGCAACCCCGUGCCCUUUACAGCGCUAAUGAGCGAGCUGCCAGCGGAAACGCAAGCCAUCGUGAACAGUGUGGUCCAGCAGCAUGUCCGGAGAACCUCUAGCACCGGCAGCGACAGCCCGCUGCGCAGCGUGAGCGGCAACAGCGCGGCGGGCGGCGCGGCGGGCGGCGAGGACGUGUACUCGCGCAUCCGCAAGACCACCUCCGAGAUACACUCCUACACCGCGCAGCACGCCAACGCGGAAUGCGGUAACCACAUGUCGAGCAAGGACUCUGGCAUCAGUCAGAUGUCCGACGCGACGCUGUCCAACAAAGCACACAACGGCGUUCCCAACGGACACUACAAUGCCGAGGUGAUAGCCCGCGCGGCGUCGGCAGAUAGUUCUGAAGAGACGGGCAGCACCAAGGAAUCUUCGCCAGUUCCCGGCCACGGCCGGCUGGAUUUCCAGCAUCCACAUGGGGAAUAUAAUUCGAAUAAUUUGGGCCGGGAUAAGAUCAAGCCUUACGAAACCGACGAGAAUGGAUACAUUAUUACAAAAUCGGGACUUCGCGAGCCCGAAGUGCUGGAGGCGCUGUGUCAGCUGGAGGCGAACGCUGCGCCCGAGCAGUGCGAGCGCCUGCUGCUGGCCACGCACGAGCUGCUCAAGUACGGCGACUGCAGGAAGCCCUGCGAGUACUUCAAGAAUAUAGUGCGAGUGGCGCUGGCGACGCUGUCGAUUGAGGAGAACACUGGAGACAAGGAGAACUCCGAAAACGCGACCAACGUGCAACCGUCUUCAGGGUGGGGCAGCGCCAGCGAGCGGGCGGCGGCCGAGGCGGUGAAGGUGCUGGUGUGGCUGUGCCGGCGCCAGGAGACGCGCGCGCUGUGGCUGGACUACUUCGACCUGAUCCUGCUGAAGCUCAUCAACGCGUACGCGCUCAGCAAGGAGGUCAUGCGCGCCGUGGACGCCGGCAUGCCGCACAUCGCGCACGCGCUGCCCGCGCACCAGGUGCUGGCACUCCUGAAGCCCGUAAUCAGAACGCGUGGUUACCCGACUUCGUUGUGCGCUCUCAAGCUCGCGGCCGAAGUGGCGAAGGCGCGGAGUUCCGAACUCACGGAUGAUAUCGUCUCGCAACUCAUGGAGGGCGUCGGACAGCUGGCCGACCACCAAAACUCUGCAGUGCGCAAAGCGGCCGUGUUUUGUAUGGUGGCUUUUACAUUCGCUUUGGGCGAGGAACGCAUGCAGCCACACCUGAAGCACCUCUCCGUUAGCAAGUAUCGACUACUACAGGUUUACAUCAGCAAGCAGCGCGAAGAACAAGCUCGUAGCGGCGUAGCGUCGUAG
Molecule: messenger RNA, 4491 nt
Organism: Parnassius mnemosyne (clouded apollo)
Lineage: Eukaryota; Metazoa; Arthropoda; Insecta; Lepidoptera; Papilionidae
Source: the annotation of a GenBank genome assembly